AUGGGUUGCACAGCAAGUACACAAAUCAGUGAGGAUGAGAACGAUCCAUUCUUACAAAGUCAACGAGCUAAUGAUGCUAUUGAACAAUCCUUACAAAGAGAAAAACAAAAGGAUAAAAAUGAAAUUAAAUUAUUAUUGUUAGGUGCAGGUGAAUCCGGCAAAUCCACUGUCUUAAAACAAUUAAAAUUGCUACAUCAAGGUGGGUUCAAUCAUCAAGAACGUCUUCAAUAUGCACAAGUAAUUUGGGCAGAUGCUAUUCAAUCAAUGAAAAUUUUGAUUAUUCAAGCUAGAAAACUUGGAAUACCAUUAGAUUGUGACGAUCCUAAUAAGAAUCCUGAAUUGUUUGAAUUUAAAAGAUUACUUUUAAGUGCAAAGGCUCUUGAUUUUAUAAAUGCCAGUAUUGCUGGUGGAUCAGGCUUUUUAAACGAUUAUGUAUUGAAAUAUUCCGAAAGGUAUGAGACAAAGAGAAGGAUUCAAAGUACAGGUGAAGCCAAAGGGUUUGACACUAAUUUGGAUAAUAAUAACCUAGAUAUGAAUGGUUUAACUGAAAUAAAUUCAAAUAAGCCCAUUUUAAAUAUGUCGAUUAAUGAAAUAUCGAAAAAUCUAAAUGAUACAGGUGACGAUCACAUGUUUGUCGAAAAGAAAACCGCUACAGCUACGGAGAAGAAGUUGUCAAGAGAAGAUAUCGCUACUGCGAUUCAAGAAUUAUGGAAAAAUGAUUCUGGUAUCAAACAAUGUUUCACUAGGUCUAACGAAUUUCAACUCGAGGGCUCAGCUGCUUAUUAUUUCGAUAAUGUUCAUAAAUUUGCUGAUCCAAAUUAUAUUUGCACAGAUGAAGAUAUAUUAAAGGGCCGUAUAAAGACUACAGGUAUAACAGAAAACGAAUUUAAUAUAGGUUCUUCUAAAUUCAAAGUAUUGGAUGCUGGUGGUCAAAGGUCUGAACGUAAGAAAUGGAUUCAUAGUUUUCAAGGGAUCACCGCCGUACUGUUUGUCCUUGCAAUGAGUGAAUAUGAUCAAAUGCUAUUUGAAGAUGAAAGAGUCAAUAGAAUGAAUGAAUCGAUAAUGUUAUUUGAUGCGUUAUUGAAUUCAAAAUGGUUCCGUGAUACACCUUUUAUUUUAUUUUUGAAUAAGAUGGAUUUAUUCGAUGAAAAAGUAAAAAGAAUGCCAAUAAGGAAAUACUUCCCAGAUUACCAAGGUCGUGUUGGUGACUCUGAGGCAGGAGUAAAAUAUUUUGAAAAAAUAUUUUUGAGUUUGAAUAAAUCUAAUAAACCGAUAUAUAUCAGAAGAACAUGUGCAACAGAUACUCAAUCUAUGAAAUUCGUAUUGAGCGCAGUUACUGAUAUGAUCGUUCAACAAAAUUUGAAGAAAAGUGGUAUAAUAUGA
This is a messenger RNA of Maudiozyma barnettii, 1383 nucleotides long. RefSeq names its product guanine nucleotide-binding protein subunit alpha (gene GPA1). NCBI's taxonomy places the organism in Eukaryota, Fungi, Ascomycota, Saccharomycetes, Saccharomycetales, Saccharomycetaceae. Gene Ontology annotation, cellular component: heterotrimeric G-protein complex. The transcript has a single exon. Bases 1 to 1383 code for a protein of 460 amino acids. Gene Ontology annotation, molecular function: GTPase activity; G-protein beta/gamma-subunit complex binding; GTP binding. The record is from RefSeq and is a predicted model, not a curated record. Gene Ontology annotation, biological process: G protein-coupled receptor signaling pathway.